AUGUUUGAAUACAAAAGCUUCUAUCUAUGGCUUUUCCAAGUUCUAGGCCUUUUGGGUCUCCUUGCACUCUUUCUUUGGCUAGGCUUACGACCCAAAAGCCCCACAUACACCAUCGUUGAGUUCUCUGUUCCAAGUUCAAAUAGCAGCAACGCAACUUCCUUGGUUGACCAAGGCAGCCAAGACGGAGCUGUCUUAUUCAACCUCGAAAUUGAUAAUCCAAACCAAGACUCGGGUAUUUACCAUGAAGAUAUUUUUAUGACGUUUUAUUAUGGGCAGGACACAGUGGGGCAGAAAACCGUACCUUCUUUCUAUCAAGGGAAGGACGAAACCCGCCAAAUAGUUGAUCGUAUAGAUGGAAAUGGACAGGUAUGGAAAACUCUUAUUGCUGCAAUUCGGAAUGCAACAGCUGAGAUGAAGGUUGGUUUAGUAACAAGCAUUAGAUAUCGAACAUUGGGUCAUAAGAGUAAGCACCAUCAGAUGAACUUGCAAGGUCUUAUAAAGAUUGGUUCAGAUGGGAAGAUUUUGGGUAAGAAGAAAAAAGUUAAGCUAACUCAUGCUUCAAAGAAAUGGAAACUAAGGGCCACCCGGUCCUAG
Molecule: messenger RNA, 594 nt
Organism: Vitis riparia (riverbank grape)
Lineage: Eukaryota; Viridiplantae; Streptophyta; Magnoliopsida; Vitales; Vitaceae
Product: protein NDR1-like
Exons: 1
Coding region: 1-594 (197 amino acids)
Biological process (GO): defense response to other organism
Source: RefSeq, a predicted model, not a curated record